Molecule: messenger RNA, 1068 nt
Organism: Abrus precatorius (Indian licorice)
Lineage: Eukaryota; Viridiplantae; Streptophyta; Magnoliopsida; Fabales; Fabaceae
Exons: 6
Coding region: 1-1068 (355 amino acids)
Source: RefSeq, a predicted model, not a curated record
AUGAAGGACUUGCUUUCAAAGAAGAGGAAAUUGAAGGAGGAUGUUACAAUCGCUCAGGAAUGUAGUGUCAUAUUGCAGCAAAAGUUGCCUUCAAAGUUGAAAGAUCCAAGAAGCUUUACAAUCCCUUGCACUAUAGGGAAUGUGACCAUUGGGAAGGCUUUAUGCGACUUGGGGGCCAGCAUCAACUUAAUGCUGCUCUCCAUCUUGAAGAAAUUGAGAGUUGGUGAAGUUAAAAAUACAAGAAUGGCUCUCCAACUAGCUGAUAGAUCCAUCAAGUACCUGUAUGGUAUAAUGGAGGAUGUGUUGGUGAAGAUGGACAAGAUAAUUUUUCCAGCAAAUUUUGUUAUCCUGGAUAUGGAUGAAGAUUCCGAAGUGCCUGUGAUCCUUGGAAGACCUUUUUUAGCCAUUGGAAGAGCGCUAGUUGAUAUGCAACAAGGGCAAUUUAUGUUGUGCCUACAUGAUGAGAAAGUUACAUUCAAGGUAUUUGAGAUAAUGCAGCACCCGGAUGACAGGGAUACUUGCUAUAGAAUUGAUACAGUGGAUUCACUUAUUACAGUAACAACUUUGAAGCAAAACACUUUUGCAGAUCCAUUAGAAAAGGUGGUAGCCAAUGCAAUUAUGAAAAUUGAUGAGAGAAGUUUAAUGAGAGAAUCAUUGGAAAGAGGAAGAGUGGAAGAAUCACGAAGGCUUGAGUUGAAACCUCUUCCCUCACACUUAAAAUAUGCUUUUGUGGGGGAGAAGGAAACACUUCCUGCGAUAAGAAACAACACCCUAUCACAGUUAGAUGAAGAGGAGUUAUUGAGUGUUGAAGGAGCAAGCCAGAAAAGUGCUGCAAUUUAUUGCAGCAAAUACAAUUUGGGUAGCAAGCACACUUCAUGUUUAUGGCUGCCUCAAUACAGUAUUUCCUCUUCACCAGGCACAAAAGUUUCCCCUUUUUCUAUUUUUGCAUCAACAAAUGGUCCUUGGGUUCCCAAGUUCUACGCAAAUUCUAUGUUAUUUUGUGAAUUUUGGUGUGUUUUACUACGUGCUUCCUUCUAUAAACUCCCUCUUGAAUUUGUUCAGGCUUGA